CCAGCCCAGCCAGCAUCAGCCCCUGAGAAACCUUCUCUGUCUCCUCAGGUUUCUGAUCCCGGCGCUCAGAAGCCCCAUGCUGUGAUGCCAUCCUGCCACAUGCCGAGUUUGAGGCAUCCAUCCAAGUGGAUGUUUCCCCCUCUCCUCCUAUUCCUGGCUGAGCUCGGCUGCAAAGCCCAACCCACGUACCCAUGGAAGGACCCCGUGACGAGCGAGAGGCUCACGUGCCAUCAGUGCCCGCCGGGGACCUUCGUGUUUCGGCACUGCAGCAGGGACAGCCAGACCGUGUGCGAGCCCUGCCCGGAGCUGCACUACACGCAGUACUGGAACUACCUGGAGAAGUGCCGGUACUGCAACGUGAUCUGCGGCGAGAAGCAGGUGGAGGUGCAGCAGUGCGAUGCCACGCACAACCGCGUCUGUCAGUGCCAGGAGGGAUACUACUCGGACAUGGAGCUCUGCAUCAGGCACUCCGAGUGCCCGCCGGGCUCCGGCGUGGAGAAACCAGGUACCCCCUUUGAGGACACCAAGUGCCACGAGUGCCCCCCCGGCUUCUUCUCCUCCAACUCCAGCACUGAUCCGUGCCAGCCACACCAGGACUGUGAGCAGCAGGGGAAGGUGACCAACGUUCAGGGCAACCAGUUCCACGACACCCUCUGCACCUCCUGCAGACUGGGGAAAGGCAACACCACGCAGGGACCAGCUGUAGAGGACGACUGUGAACAAGCCAUGAUAGACUUUGUGGUGUAUCAGAACAUCCCCGUCAAGAAGCUGAAGCGUCUCCAGCAGAUCCUGGAGCGCUCACCAAGGAAGCAGCAACCAUGGACCAGGGCAGCCAUCCAGGAGAAAUUCCGGACUUUCCUCACUCACAAGAAAGAGGAGCACUACGAGGUCAUCAAGAAGCUGCUGGACGCGCUGCGCCUUGUCAAGCUCCACUCCAUCGAGGAGGAGGUUCGCAAGCGCUUCCUGCUGCUCUGAGAGCACGAGCUGGACUUUUUGGGUGCUUUUUGGUUUGGUUUUUUCCUUCUGUGCCUUCAUUAAUUUAUUCAUCUUUCCAAGCAUAACUUGAAAAGCAGCAUGAGAGAUGAGUGAUGGGUUGGAGCGACACUGUGCUGUGGCAUCGGUGGGAUGGGAUGGAUGGGAUGGGAGGGAUGGGAUGGGAUGUGUGAACAGCAGUGUCCCUACAAUGGCACAGCUCUGGGAGCUCUUCAGGUGUUGGCCACUGAUUUUCCAGCCCUUGACAAGGGUCAAUAUUUUAUCAGAAGAGAAACCUGCACCCAGGGUCAUUAUUUCCGUGAAGAACCCAGUCCUCCUUGGAGAAAACUGUCUGGCUUUGUUUUAAACUGUGUAAGUUUGGUUUCGUUGGAGGGUUUAAUUAUGUAAUGGUAUUUCCCACUGAGGAUUCACUUGCAUUUGUUUGUCACACUUUAGUUUGAGAAGGCAGUUGCUGCUGAGGCACAGGGUGGCGGAAAGUCACUGGUACACCCAGCUUGAAAUGUAUUUCUUA
Molecule: messenger RNA, 1504 nt
Organism: Pipra filicauda (Wire-tailed manakin)
Lineage: Eukaryota; Metazoa; Chordata; Aves; Passeriformes; Pipridae
Gene: TNFRSF6B
Product: TNF receptor superfamily member 6b
Exons: 4
Coding region: 85-975 (296 amino acids)
Molecular function (GO): protein binding
Source: RefSeq, a predicted model, not a curated record